Colletotrichum orchidophilum is the source of this 723-nucleotide messenger RNA. Its product is annotated as methyltransferase. Bases 1 to 723 code for a protein of 240 amino acids. Lineage: Eukaryota; Fungi; Ascomycota; Sordariomycetes; Glomerellales; Glomerellaceae. The record is from RefSeq and is a predicted model, not a curated record. The transcript has a single exon.
AUGGCCGACCUCGGGGCAGACCGCACCGCCGCCUACGGCGCAGUCUACUCGCCCUCCUUCCUCACAAUCUUCUACGACAAGUACGUCUUGGGCUUCAAUAUGUCAAAAGUCUGGGGUUGCAGCACAGAACAAAUCCUCCUCCCCUUCUUCAGCGAGAACUUCACCCGCAACCACCUCGACAUCGGCGUCGCCUCCGGCUGGUUCCCGGCAGCCGCCCUGGCGCGGCCUUUCCGCGCCACGAGCAGACAGCGCAUCACGCUACUGGAUCUCACCGCGCCUCCCCUGAACGCGACGAGGACCCGCGUGCUGUCUGUCACGACGAAUACCGAGGUCCGCUGCGUAGAGGCCGACGUCACGGAGCCGCCGCCAAAGCAGCUGCUCGGCGAGCGCUUUGACUCCAUCUCCAUGUUUAAUCUGUUCCACUGCAUGCCCGGUGGUAAGGCUAAGCUCCGUGCUUUUGGGUUGUACAAGGAACUGCUGAGCCCGGAUGGUGUAUUGACUGGCUGCACGGUGCUGGGCCCGAAUGAGUCGACGGGGUGGUUCACCAAGUUCUACCUCCGGUGGUACAACAAGUGGUGGGGCGUUUUCAACAACUGGGAUGACAAGAAGGAGGAUAUCCAGGAAGCGUUGGACCAAGAGUUUGAGGAGGUUGAGACAUGGAUCAUUGGUCAGGUGAUGUUGUUCCGGGCAAAGAAGCCCAGGAAAGCUCUCCUUGAUGUCUGA